Molecule: messenger RNA, 1478 nt
Organism: Camellia sinensis
Lineage: Eukaryota; Viridiplantae; Streptophyta; Magnoliopsida; Ericales; Theaceae
Source: RefSeq, a predicted model, not a curated record
GAGAGAAGCUACCUUCAACAAUUUAUUCCCCAAUUUCCAUAUCAUCGGUUUCGGCGCCAAAAUGAUGUGAGCGCGCGAAACCGCUAUAAAGGGUUUCAAGAGAGAGAAAGUAGAGAGAGAGAGAGAAAAUGGAGGUAUUGAGGCUAGCAGUAUCAGCAACGCAGAGAGGGAAGCUGAUAUCAGCAGGCUACACUUCUCUCUCUUCACUCUCCUCCCUCUCUCCCUCCGACCUUGCUCGAGAUCUGCAAAUUUCAGAGAGUGAGGCUUCUGAAAUUCUGAAGGCUGCAUCACAUUGUGGUAGACUGGACAAUUCUGAUGGAAGUCACGCUAUUGUUACUGGUGCACAGACUGCCUGGGACAUGUUCCAUGAGGAGGAUUUGUCUAGAUGCAUUACUACUUCCUGUGCAGAUUUGGAUAACAUCCUGGGCGGAGGAAUAAAUUGCAAAGAAGUAACUGAAAUUGGUGGAGUUCCAGGCAUUGGUAAAACACAAUUGGGGAUUCAACUUGCAGUGAAUGUUCAAAUUCCAGUUGAUUGUGGUGGUCUUGGAGGCAAGGCAAUUUAUAUAGAUACAGAAGGCAGCUUUAUGGUGGAACGUGCUUUACAAAUUGCUGAAGCAUGUGUGGAGGAUGUGUUGGAAUAUCGUAGCUUACGGAAAAAUUUUCAAGCCUGUCAAGUUCAGAUGCAGCCCAAGGAUUUCCUAAACAAUAUAUUAUAUUUUCGCAUCUGCAGUUACACAGAGCAAAUUGCUGUGAUCAAUUACUUGGAGAAAUUCAUCUUGGAACAUAAAGAUGUUAAGGUCGUUGUUAUUGAUAGUGUGACUUUCCACUUCCGUCAAGAUUUUGAGGACAUGGCACUCAGAACUAGAUUACUCAGUGGAAUAGCCUUAAAGUUGAUGAAACUUUCAAAAAAGUACAGUUUGGCGGUUGUUCUCUUGAAUCAGGUGACUACUAAAUAUUCAGACGGUUCAUUUCAUUUAACCCUUGCACUAGGUGAUAGUUGGUCACAUGCCUGUACUAAUCGGGUGAUUUUGUACUGGAAUGGCAAUGAAAGAUAUGCAUAUAUUGACAAGUCUCCCUCUCUUCGUUCAGCAUCAGCACCAUAUUCUGUGACAGGAAAAGGUAUCCGAGAUUCUGCUUCAAACUAUAAAAGAAUCAAAAUGAUGUAAGUUUCCAGUUAGAUUGAGCAUUGCCCUCAUUUGCUUCCUAAUUCUCAAGCUUUUUGAAAUCAAUGAGAGUGAACAAAAAAAUUCUAUGAGGUUUUGGGUUUUGCAUUUGUUUGUUCUUAGCCAGUGCGUUUUUGAAAAACAAUCUCUGCUUUCCUAGUGAUCUGUGUAGUCAUGGACAAUCUUUAAAACAUCUUUAUUUGCAUUGGAUUGCAUAACAUGCCUUGUUAUUGAAAACAUAUUAUUGUAAUGCAUGACAUCAACUAACAAUGUGUAUAUCAUUUGGCAAAUCAUAAAAUGUAUCUAUUAUCUCAA